AAAAAAAAAAAAGGGAUGACAGAGGUCCAGUGAUUUUGUCCAAGGAAAAUUAGAAGUUAAGAUGGUGUGUUUUGGCCUCUGUCCGUCCCCAUGGCUUCAUUCAAACAUUCCGGGCUCCCUGGCCACCACUGUAAGUGCGUCAGGGCCCAAGGACCUUCCUGUACCACGACCCACAGGACGUCCUGUGAGUCCAGGUUGGCCUCUAAGAGCCUGGAUGGGUCACGCCACAGCCCAUCGGGGAUCCUGGGACCCCCAGUGCAGGGGGUGGUGCCGCUGCUGCUUCCAGGCCUGGGGAAACCAUGUAGACGGGACCGUCUUCCAAAUCGGAUUGGCAAGUGGAUUUGGCAGAGCCCAGCGAGACACUAGGAUGGCCCAAACUGACCAGAAGCCCCCAUGCAGAGGCGGCUGCUGGAGACAGCCAGGUUACCCCAACACGGGUGGGGCUCCUGCAUGCCCCACUUCCCACCCCAUGGGUCACAGGCCUCGAAUGCGCAUCCUGCCAUGUGGAGACCAGACCACAGGUGGCCAAGCCCUGUCUUGGGAAACAGGCCUGGGGCCCUGGGCGGCCGACAUUCACUUCCUGGCUAUCUCUACCACCACGUGGGGCAGAAAGAUGCCGGCCUGGAUUUCUGAGCUCCUCAACAGCUCGGGAACAGCGCAGUCGCUUGCCAACGCAGUGUGCGAGGCACAGACCAUUCCAGGGCCUGGCCUGCGCCCACAGGGCACUCCUGCCACAUGGGCCACUUCUCACUAGGCGACACUGUCCACCCCCAAUCGCUGGGGCCCAAAGCAGCCCCAGAACAGACACAUGCACCCCAAAAAGGGGGUCAGUGGGGGCCCCUCGCCGCCGCCCCCUGCCGCCUCCCGAUCUGGUCAAACUCCCGGGCACGAGCCCCGCGUGCAGGCGCCGGGCCUGGGCUCCUGUGGCCGUCCCGCCAGCGCCCGUCUUCCGUCCCUGCAUUUAGAGAAGGACGAUGGCAAAGGCACCCGCCCGCUGACCCCUCUUACAGCUGCUGCCGCGGGCGGCGACCACACAGACGUCCCCUCUGCCAUUGCUGCGGGACCGGGAAGGACACUGGGCGGAUACAGCCUCCCCCUCCGGUGCCCCGAACUCCCUGGGUCCACCCCGGCCCCCAUGGUGGGGAGGGGCCGCCUUGGAGCCCCCAUGUGACAGAGUGGAGGUGGGGUAAGUGCCUGGAGCUCUCGGCCAUCAUGUGCGAAUGUUUUGCUCCCUGCUGAUGCCUCCCGCACCGUUCUGUCUGUAUUGUGGACUGGACAGCUCUCACGGGGGGCAGUUCUGUCCCCAGGGGACGCUGGCCAGCGAGUGGAGACGUCUGUGGUCUUGGCUGGUGUUGCCGCAGGCAUCUGGCUGGUGGAGCCCAGGGAGGCUGUCCCGGCCCCUGCAACCCGCAGGACAGUCCCGCUGUGGAGGACGGCCAGCCCUGAGUCCCCAGUGCCCCAGGGCCCAGGAACCUCUGCCUGCCCUGGGCAGAUCCCCGGGGCCAGGCGGUUCAGGCCGUGCUCCUGCCCGCUGGGGUCUCCUGCUGUCCUCGCCAUCACCACUGGGUGGAGCCACAGGUCCGUGUGA
This is a messenger RNA of Cercocebus atys (sooty mangabey), 1588 nucleotides long. It is a transcript of the gene PRR25, whose product is annotated as proline rich 25. Lineage: Eukaryota; Metazoa; Chordata; Mammalia; Primates; Cercopithecidae. The record is from RefSeq and is a predicted model, not a curated record.